Messenger RNA from Protopterus annectens (West African lungfish), 1876 nucleotides. Its product is annotated as interferon-induced protein with tetratricopeptide repeats 1-like. The record is from RefSeq and is a predicted model, not a curated record. Gene Ontology annotation, cellular component: cytosol. Gene Ontology annotation, biological process: defense response to virus. Bases 66 to 1793 code for a protein of 575 amino acids. The transcript has 3 exons. Gene Ontology annotation, molecular function: protein binding. Lineage: Eukaryota; Metazoa; Chordata; Ceratodontiformes; Protopteridae.
CACACAUUCGGAGUAUUAGUGAUAGGACACUGCUGCAAGUUCAAUCACACUAUGAGAAUUAUAAAAUGGGCAAUCAAAAUGCUUCCAAAGCACUGAAUGUGACUAAUAAGGAUUCCAAUAUGACAUCAUUUCUUCCGGGUAACAUCACUGAUGAUGGUAGCAACUGUGAUACUACCCACACACUUGCCAACACGUCAAAUAUGGGAAACCUGCUUAAUAUCACUACAUCAAGUGAAAUGCCUAGACCGAUGGCAGAUACAUAUAUUGUUUCAACGUUGGAUCCUAUUGAUAACAUUUGCAUUCACCAGGAAGGAGAUGUAUCUUCACAAAUGAAGCCAUACCCUACUCCACCCAAAAGAAAAUGGUCUCAGAGAACCGCGAGCGGAAAAAGAGCAACAAACUGGAGUACACUUACCAACCAAGGUGCUAAUUUGCAGGAAUCCCUGAAGAGCAGAUUGCUGCAGUUGGAGUGUCAUUUUACAUGGAAUUUGAAAAGUGAACUCAUUGAUGUUGGUGAUUAUAUGGAAAGGAUGUACGAUGAAAUAAGCUUUGCACAAAUGAAGUCUGUAUACCAUUGUUACAACUGUCUGGCUUUUGCAAGUCACUUGAAACAGAAUUAUGAAGAAGCCCUUACACAUUUACAGAAAGCUGAAGAGAGCAUAGUGAAAAAUUAUGCUAAUGACAUAGAUCGGCAUAGCAUUGUUACUUUGGGCAACUUUGCAUGGGUGUACUACUACAUGGACAGAACAGCUGAAUCUCAGAGCUAUCUGCAAAAGGUGCAAAAUGUUUGUAAAACAUCAGGGAGUCCUUCCCUGUAUGCAAUUCCACUUGCUGAAGUAUAUGGCGAAAAAGGCUGGACAUUACUCACAUUCUGUAAAAUAUACUAUGCAGAAGCAGCAGAGUGUUUUGAAAAAGCUCUCAAAGAAAAUCCCAGAGACCCAGAGAGCAAUUCUGGGUAUGCAGUAGCUUUGCACCGCCUUGAAACUCCUGCGUAUGUAAAGUGUACACCUGAAGAGAGUAAAUCCUUACCGCAGCUGAGACAGGCAUUAGCAAUAAAUCCAAACGAUACAUUAUGCAUGGUGUUGCUUGGCCUGAAACUUCAGGACUUUGGUAAACAAACACAAGGUGUUGAAUACAUUGAGCAAGCAUUACAGAAGUCUCCAGAUGUUCCACAUGUUAUACGUUAUGCAGCUAAAUUUUUCAGAAAGUAUGGCUCUGUGGAUAGGUCUAUUGAGCUGUUAGAAAACGCAUUAGCUAAGACACCAAACUCUGCAUUCCUACACCAUCAAGUAGGUAUGAGUUACAAAAAAAAGAUAUGUUAUAACCCCUUAAGAAUAAGUAAUGCAGUUAGAAAAAGCAUUUAUCAUUUUGAAAAAGCAGUGGAACUUAACCCACAAUUUAUCUAUGCACUGCUGGAUUUGGCAAAUCUGUAUAAAAAAAUUCAAAACUAUGAAAAAGUAGAAGCAUGUUUUAAAAGACUGUAUGAUAUACCUAGCUGCACACCUGAAAACCUUCAGGACAUACAUGUGCAGUAUGGACUGUUUCUACUGGAAAACAAAAAAUCAGAAUCAAAUGCUGUUGUGUAUUUCAAAGAAGGUUGUAAAAUCAAAAAUCCCUCAAGAUCAAGGGAUAUGUGUUUCAGAAAUCUGAGAAAUAUUGCUCACAGAAGGUUAUCUAUAAAUUCCAAUGAUAGCUCAGCUCAUGGUAUUCUUGGAUUUGUUCACGCCCUGCAGUGUGAUUCUGACAAUGAAGACUAUCUAGAUGCUCUCUCUGAACUUCAGUUCUUCACCUAGACAGGCAGUGGAAAGUACAGUCAUUAUGCCAGUGAUGUCAGAUAAUUAAAAAAUAGCAAAUGCUUGGUAGUUUAAAAAAAAAA